Lactuca virosa is the source of this 384-nucleotide messenger RNA. The record is from the annotation of a GenBank genome assembly. NCBI's taxonomy places the organism in Eukaryota, Viridiplantae, Streptophyta, Magnoliopsida, Asterales, Asteraceae.
AUGAGUCCAACGGCUGUAGCUGAAGUUGAGGCACAAAAGAAGAGAGUAUAUAUGGAGCUUUUCAUCCAAUCCCCUGUCUUUGUCAGCUUUUUCCUUGUUAUUGAGAACAUGGUGGAAAAGGUUACAUCUUUUCAAACCGGUGGGGCAUCUUGGUUCAUCGACCUUACCACUGCUGAUGCUUUCUAUAUUCUUCCUUUAUUGGCUGCCAUUUCAUGUUGGAUAACUGUCGAGGUAAAGACAUUGCUGUUGAUUGUUUCAGUUGCCAUGUCACCUUUUGGAUUCCUUUGUCCUUAUUGUAUAUUGUGUUCCUCAGUUUACCAUGCAAUAUUUACUCUUUUUCCAUCUGGUUUCCAUUUUCCUUCUGACUUUGACACCGUUAAUUGA